Gopherus evgoodei (Goodes thornscrub tortoise) is the source of this 551-nucleotide messenger RNA. RefSeq names its product distal membrane arm assembly complex 1 (gene DMAC1). The record is from RefSeq and is a predicted model, not a curated record. NCBI's taxonomy places the organism in Eukaryota, Metazoa, Chordata, Testudines, Testudinidae. The transcript has 2 exons. The coding region runs from base 196 to 453 and encodes 85 amino acids.
GGAAGGGCUUGCUGUUCAGGUCUCCCGCUCCCUAGAGCCCUAAUAGGCCGGGCCAGUACUUCCGGGGGUCAGGUUCCGCUUUGUUACAAAAGUCUCUGUUGCCGGUUUCCUUGCCACCUGACGGACUUUCCGGUCCCCAGUGGGCGCCGCCAUCUUCGGAACCGGCUACUUCCUGCUGCUCCUGUCCCCGCCGCCAUGUCUAAGGCCCUGGAGCAGGGCAAGGAGGCCGCGCCUCCGCCGAAGCCGCUGUUCGGGAGCUGCUGGAGCUGCCGCAUCCUGUCCGGCUCGGCGCUGAUCGGGGCCGGGUACUGGGUCUAUCUAGGCCCGCGCAGGAUCAUGAGCCGGGGCAACGCCCCCUCCGCAUGGAACAUCGUCCAGCUCUCCUUCGCAGUCAGUCUCGUCUGCUGGGGCAUAGUCAUCCUAGCUGAUCCAGUUGGCAGACAGAAGAAGUAGAACAAACAAGGCAGGACAAGGUGCAGCUGCUGCCUCCAUCAGCACUGGCCAAGUCAAACAAUGUGCAUUUGGGACAAUAACAUGAAUCCAAGAGAAAA